Penicillium antarcticum is the source of this 2052-nucleotide messenger RNA. RefSeq names its product transcription factor IIF subunit TFG1. The transcript is spliced from 3 exons. NCBI's taxonomy places the organism in Eukaryota, Fungi, Ascomycota, Eurotiomycetes, Eurotiales, Aspergillaceae. Gene Ontology annotation, biological process: transcription initiation at RNA polymerase II promoter; positive regulation of transcription elongation by RNA polymerase II. Gene Ontology annotation, molecular function: DNA binding; TFIIF-class transcription factor complex binding; RNA polymerase II general transcription initiation factor activity. Gene Ontology annotation, cellular component: nucleus; transcription factor TFIIF complex. The record is from RefSeq and is a predicted model, not a curated record. The coding region runs from base 1 to 2052 and encodes 683 amino acids.
AUGUCGACUCCAACAAACCCAUCGAAUGCCCGAACCCCAACAGGACCAAAUGGCGCACCACCGAUGAGAAUGCGCCGUCCAAAGGCUGCAGAUCCAUUGGUCCGCCCAAAGAGAAGACCAGCUCCCAAGCCAGCCGGAGCUGCUCCGGGUGGUCGGACAGCCACCAAGACUCUUCCUACACGCCCCCCGGUGUCGAAUAACCCACCCGCUACCAUCGAGAGGUCCUCACUCGGCGUGACUAGCAACAAUGCACCCGUUAAUGGAUUCAGCGGUCCUUUGCUCACUGACAAAUACUUCGAUUACCCGGUCGUCACGACAAAGCGAGCUCUAAUGGAAGGAUUGAAGCACCACAUUGCGCGUUUCGCCUCAAAGAAGAACGUCGACCCCCGCGAUGAAACACAAUUCACCCGACCAGUCCGACUGCACCGUCGUGACCCACGGCGUGGCCAGGACUCACACCCGUCCCGAUUCGAAGACCCAGAUGCUCCGCCAAUGGAUGAAGCCGAGCGUGAAGCUUUCGAUGCGCGCCGCGCAGCACGUGAGAAGGAGCGUGCUGAGAACAUGGCUCAGAUUGCGCCUGCUCUGGGUACUACUUCGAAACGGCCUAAUGCCCCUAAACAAAAGACCCAGCAGGUCUUCAAGUCUGAUAUGACGCCCGAGGAAGUUGCGAAAAUGCGCAUCAAGUACGAAGAGGCUUUGCAUUGGCAUCUGGAGGAUUUCGAUAACAAGCACACUUGGGUCGGAAACUACGAGGCUGCUCUGUCUGGAACUCAUGCGGUGUUUGUUCUGGAUGGUGGGAAGAUGCGUAUGAUUCCGGCUGAGAAGUGGUACAAGUUUAGUGCCAAGAGUAACUUCAAGGCAUUGACUAUUGAGGAGGCUGAGAAGUUCAUGGCUAAGAAGGUCAAGGAUCCCAGAUGGUUCAUGGAGAAGCAACAAGAACUGGAGCAGAAGAGGGAGCUGGACACUUAUGCUAAGCAGCGGAAGGUCUACGCUGGCAAGCAAGGCUUGCCAGCAUCUGGAGGCGCGGGACUGGAGGCUGGGGAAAUGGACUUUGAAGAGGAUCGUUUCGCUGAUGAUGAAGAGCACGAUGAUGGCUUGUUCAACGAUGACGAAGAUGCCAAGGAUGCCGAGAAGAGAAUCAAAGAGGAUCAGCUCAAGGCCAACGUCUUUGACCUCAAGGAUGAGAAGGAUUACGAGGCAGAAGAGAAGCGGGAGUUGCGUGAACGAGAGGCUCGCCAUGUUCUGGGUAAGAGCGUGCGCAAGGCCCUAAAGAAGAGGGAGAAGAACUUUGACUACAGCAGUGGGUCUGAAAACAACCCAUACUCGGAUGACGAGAGUUCCGAUGACACCGAGACCGAGAAGGCAAAGGAAGAAGAGCGCAAGAAGGCCGAGGUUGAGAAAGAGAAGGAAGCUUCCUCCAAGGGCACCAACACACCCUCAGGCCGUCCCAAGCAUACAGACGCCCUCAAGAAAUCCGCCGCAGGCCGCAAGCGACUAGGCUCUCCCACCUCGGACGCAAGUGGCACCGAUACAUCUCGCAAGAAGCCCAAGAAGGCCAACCCAACAUCGCAGCCCCCAUCCCGUCCAAUGUCCCCAUCUGCCAUCCAGACGGGUACAAAACGCGUCCGCAUCCCCGGCAGCGGCGCAAACUCCGGCAGCGACGUCGAAGGUGCAAUCUCCUCAAACGAAACAAACGACCCAUUAAAAAAGAAACUAAAACUAAACCCACCCAACGCCUCCCGCAGCGGAACCCCAGCCGGAUCCCGCGCCGGCUCACCCAUAAGUCGACACCCCGGCAGCCGCGCCAGCAGUCCCGAAGGAGCUCGCGGAAACCGCCUUUCAACGCCUCUCUCUGCUUCCGGCUCGUUCCCGACGCCUGCGGAGAUUCAUGCUGCUAUUCCUGCUUCUGGUAUUUCUAGUAGUGAACUGCUGAAGGUUUUCAGGCCGAGGAUUGGGGAGAAUCAUCGCAAGUUUAUUGCUAUUGUUAAAGAUGUUAGUGUUUAUGGGAAGGAGGAUCGGAUGCUGAGGCCUGGGCCUUGGAAGGGGAAUUAG